Messenger RNA from Desarmillaria tabescens, 1260 nucleotides. RefSeq lists its product as uncharacterized. Gene Ontology annotation, molecular function: mRNA binding; poly(A) RNA polymerase activity. The coding region runs from base 1 to 1260 and encodes 419 amino acids. The transcript has 6 exons. The record is from RefSeq and is a predicted model, not a curated record. Gene Ontology annotation, biological process: RNA 3'-end processing. NCBI's taxonomy places the organism in Eukaryota, Fungi, Basidiomycota, Agaricomycetes, Agaricales, Physalacriaceae. Gene Ontology annotation, cellular component: nucleolus; TRAMP complex.
AUGUCCUCGUCGGCUCCAAAUAUACCGGAAUCUGUCUGCACGCCAUGGAUGGCUCUCAUAAAACCCACCACCUUUCGUGAUCUAGAUCACAGGCGCGAUUAUAUCUCUCGGUUUUUCUUGACUCUAAUGUCCAACAGACUCCACGAGGAAAUCAUCGCAUACUCUACCUACGCUGGGACGACCUUUGAAGAAGUUCAUAUACGCGAAAAAGUCUUCCGUUUCAUUGAAAAUGCUGUUAGGGGCACUAUUCCUGGGAGUCGCGUCGGGGUAUUUGGGAGCGUCGUGACUGGGUUGACUCUUCCCGUUCCGGACUUGGACUUGGCCAUCGUAGCAGAACGUAUGACGACGAAGCGUGACAUCAAGAGGCAGCUGUUCAGACUGCGGGACCAAUUCCAGCGCGGACGGCUCAUUGAUGAUGCCCAGGUGCGGGUUCACGCCAAGGUACCGAUUGUGAGGUUUACGACGCGUCCUGAGUUCGGUUCGAUAAGCGUGGACAUUGGUGUGAACAACAUAGAUGGCAUACACGUCGCGGAGAUGAUCAAAGAAUAUCUGGCAAAGAUGCCUCAAUUGAGGCCCUUGGUGCUUGUCACGAAAGGCCUGCUUUCCCGGUCGGGCUUCAACGAUCCCGCUCAUGGGGGUUUGGGGAGUUAUGCAGUUGUUUGUAUGUGUAUCAGCUUCUUGCAGAUUAACCCGCCAUCGGAGUCGCUGGGGAAACUCCUCGCUGACAUGCUUUACUAUUACGGCGUUUCAUUCUCCUACGAGACAUCUUAUAUCUCUGUGAGAGAAGGACAGGUCCUGCCCAAGUCGAGUGCGGCGUGGUGCGGAACUGGCGAUAAGCUCGUUAUCCAGUGUUUGAAGAAUCCAGAGAAGAACAUAGCCUCGUCAGUAGAUCGCACAGCGCGGUUGCGUGAAAUCUUCAAAGAGGCGUAUACGAAGCUUUUGAAGGCGACAGUUCAGGAUCCCGUAGUUCUCGGCACGAUUGUAGGUUAUCCGCGGAGUGUACUUGACCAUCGUGCGGCUAUCAAGUCUUUGGUCAAUGUACGGUCAUCUGCCAUUGGGAGAUCAGGACGCAACCGCCGUGACAGCCGGGACGAUUCAAAUUACCGAGGAGGACCCAGUCGUCGUCGCGAUAGCCAUGACGAAAGAUAUAAUAACCGGGACUUCCAGCCUCGCAGUAAUGGAGGGCGGACGUAUGGCAGUCAGAGGAAUAGGAAAGCUGAGAGACCACGCGACCCUGCGAGCCAGAUGUCCAAAGACUGA